AUGGUCAAGAACGAAUCCCAAACGAUCAAGUACAGGCAUCCCUUUGCUGCAGUGACAAGCUCGCUGUGGUCCAAGUACGAUGCACACAAGUAUGUGAAGGAGGUUGAAGUGCUGGAGCGAUACCUUGAUGAUGCGGGGAGGCUGCACAGCAAGCGGCUGCUCACUAUGCGCGGGAGCCUUCCUGCGAUCUUUCAACCCUUCGUUCCCGUUCGCUCUGUUUACAUGCUCGAGACUGUUGUGGUCGAUGCCGAGAAGCAAAUCAUGACGGUCGAAACAUCAAAUCUCAACUGCAGGUCUGUCUUGCAAGCUUGCAGCAAAUCGAGGUACACACCAGACUCAUCAAGUCCUGACGACACCACCAAGUAUGAGAUUGCGAUCUUGGUGAAUGCCUUCCCGAAGACCAAGGAGCACGAGGCUUCGCAGACCUCGCCUAGCGAAGGGAAGUCAGAAUGGAGGUUUGAGGUGGUGGGUGGCGCGGGAGCAGAAUCAGAGAGCAAGUCAUCAGGCUACAUUGGUGGAAAGCUUGAGACAUGGGCCGUUUCCAAGUUGCUCUCCAACGUGAGCAAGGGGGAGAAGUACAUAGAGGGGUUCUGCAGGCGGUGGCGGGAGAGGCAUAUGAUUUACUGCGAUCAAAGUGAUGAGCACUGGCAUCACUCGGGCAGUGGGCAUUUCGGUCCUUUCCACCAUACUGCCGACGAUGAUGUGUCGGGUUUGAUGACCCGCGAGGAUGAUGCGCUUGCGAACUGCAGGAAUCUUCUGUCGCAGAACCAGCGCAUUUCCAAGUAUCUGUACAAUAGAUUCAUGAAGUAAGGAGCCAAGGGCCAAGGGCUGCAGCAUCGAGGGCAUCAAGGGAUGAUGCAGACAUGUAAAUAACUUUCGUUUCACGCGAUCUCGACUUUGUAGAUUGGGAGUUUGUCGAAACUUCACGUCACAGCAAAUAAAACACAAUCAGAGCGUU
Guillardia theta CCMP2712 is the source of this 958-nucleotide messenger RNA. RefSeq lists its product as hypothetical. Gene Ontology annotation, cellular component: mitochondrial intermembrane space. Gene Ontology annotation, biological process: phospholipid transport. The transcript has 4 exons. NCBI's taxonomy places the organism in Eukaryota, Cryptophyceae, Pyrenomonadales, Geminigeraceae. Gene Ontology annotation, molecular function: phosphatidic acid transfer activity. The coding region runs from base 1 to 810 and encodes 269 amino acids. The record is from RefSeq and is a predicted model, not a curated record.